AUGAUCGGUUUGGAGAGAGUGGACGACAAGGCGUUUGUGAAGCUUAAAAAUGUAGUUGAAUUGGACUUAAGUCUAAAUAACCUGAAAUACAUUCCCACCCAUUCAUUCACACCGAUGGCUAAAUUACGGACAUUAGACCUCUCAUCAAACCUGAUCCCAUCGGUUCCCAAGCAUUCAUUUUAUAAUCUCUCAGAUUUAAAGACAUUAUCACUGGAGAGAAACCGCAUCACAUUUAUCGACGACAAUGCAUUUGAGGGCCUCUUACGACUGGAAUCACUUAAACUGAGCCAAAAUGAAUUAACAUAUAUGGAGAGCAAAGUUCUGAUGCCAUUAUCACUGAUCCAUUCAUUGACAUUAAGUGAGAACAAUUGGAAGUGUGAUUGUUCUCUGCGAUCGCUUCGCAAAUAUCUGUUGGCCAACACUCGGGUCAGUGUUAUAGACGAACCCAAGUGUACGGAAAGCUAUAAAGUGUGGACCCAAUUGGGUGAGCACUCUGGGAAUGAGAAGGCAGUCGAGGGCUCGACCUUAAGACUUGAUUGCAGUACUGUUUUGACUGAAGAUGAGGACUCUCUGCCCCUAACUAUCCAAUGGUAUUGGAGAAACAUUCACAUCACUAAUAAUAGCAGAGGUUGUGAUUAUGAUUGUCGUACUGUUAAAAAUCAAAAGUUAAAAACAUCGCGACUCGAGUUAUCAUCCGUCCUAUCAUUCAAUUCUGGACGAUAUGUAUGUGUCGUCAAAAACAAUGCGGGAAGAGUUGAGAAGUUUUUUGACGUUUCUGUGUCCGCACCCAACUCUCAAAGCAAAGUAACGGCAGCCGCGGCUUCUUCUGAAUCUCAUUUCGUUAACGACAGUCAAACCAACAGUUAUGAAGAGAGCGGAACCGAUAAAGUGGUGAUCGUAUUGUUUGGAAUCUCUGUUGUGUUGUUGUGUCGAAGGCGUCGACAAAAGCAUUCAAAUCAUACCAACAAUUGUCAGACAGACGGCACGGAACUCGAAAAAUUGACUCCAAAUACAGAACCGUCUCUUCGGGUGAAUCCGAUUCAAAAACCUCCGAGACUUGCGAUGAAUAACUAUAGUUUAGAUAAAGAGAUACCACAGGUUUGGCUCAUAAAACACAACAUUAACGGCAACUCAAACGUCUCUCACCAUCAAAAUUAUGCAGAAAGUGAUUAUUCAACGCAACUGUUAUAUAAUGAAAAUUAUAGCGACACUUACGACACGAUUAUCGAACCAGAUUUAGUUCAUCCGUCGGCUUAUGUAAGGGAACGACACAUUCAAGUGACAGAUUUGGAUGCAGUGAGCGCUCAGUCGGACGGCACUGAAGUUUAAUUUAUUAAAUUGUUUUGUUAGCAAAAUUACAUUAAUCAAAAUAUUCAUGUAUGAAAUUACUUUUCAUGUAUCAUCAUCUCUACCUCUGUCUCCAUAUUUAUGAUUUUAUCAUUAUUUCCGAUUAUUGGAUAAGUUUUAAAAACUUACAGUAUUUGUUAUACAGUACUAUAUUAUUAUUAUUAUCUAUUAUUUUAAGUCAUAUUUUAUUACUUAAACAAUAAUUGUUUACAAAUAAUUUGCUAUUUCGAUACUAUAACAAGGAUUUUGGAUCAAAUCAUUAAACGCCAGAGAAAAUACAAAUUCAAAGUAUAAAAGUAUAAAAAAUGUUUGUAAUAUUAUAACAAUGUUGUAAAAGUAUUGCC
Medioppia subpectinata is the source of this 1691-nucleotide messenger RNA. Lineage: Eukaryota; Metazoa; Arthropoda; Arachnida; Sarcoptiformes; Oppiidae. The record is from the annotation of a GenBank genome assembly.